This is a messenger RNA of Ectocarpus sp. CCAP 1310/34, 572 nucleotides long. The record is from the annotation of a GenBank genome assembly. NCBI's taxonomy places the organism in Eukaryota, Phaeophyceae, Ectocarpales, Ectocarpaceae.
GCGUAAACUUUCCAGCGCACAUGCUGCGGUGCUGCUGCGAGACCCAGCCCGAGGAUGGCUCCUCGCCCGUGCCCGCUGUACACAAAGAGGAAGCGCAGGCAGCAGGUGUGCGCGGAGGAAGGCGCCGUGCAUGGGCACAGCAAAUGGCCAAAAGGCGGUCGGGGGAGUCGGGGCUCCAACACGGGGUGUCCCGAUUCAGACACGAGCCCCCUUUGGCCGUUGUUUUUUUUGGCUUCCUGCCUGCUUCUGCCGUUGGCUCAAACACGCACCCCGGCACGCACAUAUGCACUAUGAGCGAUGAGCACCAGCCUCCGCAGACCGCUGCCACUGUACAUCGGCGUCCACACACCACAGCAUCAUGAUCCGAGUAAUGCGUGCCAUCCUGCUUGGUUUGUCCGAGCAAGGCUCUGACAACAAGGGACCUGGAAAAAGCCAUGGCCUGGACGAGACAGAGAGAGGACCAUCUCCUCCUGACGAUCGCGCGGCUUGUUCGAGGAAACCUCGGACGCGACAAACCGCAGCAGCGGCAGCUUCAGCAGCCGGUACUUGUCCGCCUCGAGGGCGGGGAGGUC